AUCCGCCUAUGUAUUCUUCAUAAAUUCUUCAAAUUUGAUCCCACAAUUCAUCUGUGUGUUUUUCAGUACUGCUGCGAUGGAGAAAUCUAAGAAGAGAUCUGCAGUGGCUUCUUCUAAACAUGGAGCUGCAGAAGGCGGUAAUAGGGACAAAGACAAACUAGUAGGUGUGGGAGACAGAUUAGAUAAAUCUCAGCAAGGUAACCGAACACAAGUGAGCAAACUUCACCCGGUACCUGUCAUGAAAAGGAAGUUUCAGAAAACCGCAGGCCCAAGCCCAGGCUCAGGCCCGAAGGUCUCUUCAGUUUAUAAUUUAAGGAGUAAAGUUCAGAUAACCGAAGGCGCUCCAGGUUAUAAUCUGAGGAGUAAGGCUCAAAAAACCGAAAACCAAAGUGCCCCAACAAACUCCCAAACGAGGAAAACCCCAAGAAAAGAUGGUUCUAAAGAUUCUUCGAAAAAUUCUGCACAAAAAAAGAUUGAAACGACAAAACCUUUAAACACAUUCAUGGCUGACCUUGACAAGAAGAACCAUCCUUUGACCAGUCAACAUGAACCGUUUGUAUGUGAACCAUUUUAUCAUAUCAGAUGGGAAGGUGAUGAUGCGGAAAAUGGACCAUUAGGGCAGAAAUGUAUAUUAUGCAAUAAAGAUCUUUCGGGUGCAACAGAUGAUGAUGAUUCUGAAUACAACGAUGAUUUACAUUACGAGGAUGAUGAUUAUUACGACGAUGAUGAUGAUGAGUAUUAUGAUGACAUCAAUCCUCCUCUUCUUCCUGCGGUUGAUAUUCUUUCAUGUGGACAUGCAUACCAUACUGAAUGCUUGCAAAAAGGUACACCAGAAGAACGAUCAAGCGACCCCCAAUGUGUUUUGUGUUCAAAAAUGGCUUGAACAGUAAUCUGGUGAGUCAAUUUUGCUGAAGGUGAACCCAUUUUUAGUACAUGAUGAAAAUUUCAUCUUAGGUGAGAGUACAGAAACUAAAACUGUGAGAUUGUUGUUCAUGUGAUUGGGAUCUUUGUGCCAUUUUUUCUAUAUAAAAUCGCGUGUAGAUGUUUUAUUUAAUGCUCGAUUUGAAUCUUGGUUUGAUGGAACUUUUCAGUGUAAUUCGAGUAGAAUACCUUCACACGAGUUAUGAAACUACAAUUUUUAA
Messenger RNA from Helianthus annuus (common sunflower), 1142 nucleotides. RefSeq lists its product as uncharacterized. The record is from RefSeq and is a predicted model, not a curated record. The coding region runs from base 77 to 883 and encodes 268 amino acids. The transcript is spliced from 4 exons. NCBI's taxonomy places the organism in Eukaryota, Viridiplantae, Streptophyta, Magnoliopsida, Asterales, Asteraceae.